AUGUCGUUUUUCGGCGUGAGCUCAAACUUGAUAAAUUGCGGAACCCCUAGCACAUCUCAGCAGUCUGAGAGCUGUGACAUGACCCCGUACCAAGCUGUUCUGCUAUCUAGAGAAGUGCGCAUGCGAGGUAUUACAGCGGCCCAACAGACCUACUAUCGUCUCCAAUAUGAAUACAGCAAUGUUUACGCCGCUUACCAGCAGCUUCAGGCUGAGGCGGCUGAAAAGUCAGCAGCGAUCGAAUCUUAUUUUGAGGGAAAGGAGAAAGCAGUCCGGGACGUUUGUGAGAAGGCGGCGCAGGCCAGAGUCGUGCAAAUACAGGAGGGAGGCUCAGAUUACACGCACCCUAAAUAUGCCGCCCUUGUCGCUGGUCUUAGAGAGGACCACCGGAACGCAGUGGACGAGUUGCUGGUUCCUUACUACACCAUUGCUCAUGAGCUGGAGAACGCUGAAAAUGCCCUUUGGGCUAAACAUUCAUUGCUAACAGCAUCACAAGAAGUUCAUGUUUUGUGGACCGUUGAGCUCAACGCGGCUGAGUGGCAGUUGCAGACAAUGCCAGCAGAUACCAUGCAAUCAGCGGACAGGAACAUUGCUGAGCUCCGCCACUUAGCACAGCGAGUGGCGGAGAUCAGGAAGAAGAGGCUUUUGAAAAGGAAAAGGGAUAAGACGGUCGCGCGACACUUGGGGACACAGGAGGCGGAGACUACUAACGUCCGCAGAGCCCCCAUGCCACAGGCCCAGUACUUACCCCCAAUUGCUUUGACGAUUCCAGAGUCUGGUGUUCGUGCUUCAUCGGCUCCACCCUCUGCCCGCUCUUCUUCGGCACGUAGUAGCACUAACGCACACCAUAAAGGCAAACGGGUAGAUUUCGAUGCCAUUCCUUUACCAUCUGUGGAGAGUCGUAGGGGACCUCAACGCAGAGGCUGCCUACAAACUGAGGGUCUUGCGCGAGUCUCGAAAGCAUAUUUUGCGGCCAGUAUGCAUAUUCCAUCGAAUCGAGCUGCCGCUCGUAUACCCGCACGCAUACUCAGUGAAAAAUGCUCUAUCUGUACUGCUGUUGCUGAUAGUGUCACGAUUACCGCUGCUCGCCCUCCCCAAAUGGCGAAGCUUGCUGCGUGGUUUUUCUGCGGGCUACUUAAAGUCGAUGCGUAUCGUGUAGAGAGGUCGCUGUCCUCCAUCUGCCCCACAACACUGUCGUCAAGAUCCCCCAUCCAUCCACUAUACGGCACAGGGACUGCCUUAGGGGUAAAAGGACAAUGCGAGCCUGGUAAAGAGUUUAAAAAGUGGAAAACCAGAGUUAGUGCGAGAAACAGCUCUCCCGAUCGCCUUCUGCCCUGUUCCUCCUCCUAUGGAAAUGGGACUGAGAAUUGUGGACUCGAAAGGGACUUGAUUUUAGUUGGAAUGAGGAAGAAAGCUCAGAAGAAAACUACAAAGCCGGCAGCUUAG
This is a messenger RNA of Cyclospora cayetanensis, 1443 nucleotides long. RefSeq lists its product as uncharacterized. Lineage: Eukaryota; Apicomplexa; Conoidasida; Eucoccidiorida; Eimeriidae. The transcript has 8 exons. The record is from RefSeq and is a predicted model, not a curated record. Bases 1 to 1443 code for a protein of 480 amino acids.